CUGACCAUGUCGCACGGUUUUUAACACGACUGAGAAACAAAAACUAUAAUAUAAUACUAUAAUCGUAAUACACAAAUAAACAUACAAGUGACGUUUAAUUUUCUACCAAUCGUACGAACGAACAAACGAACGAACGAUCGAUUUAUCAAUCGAUUCGAAUAACUUGACCGAUGAUAGUUCAAUCAUACUUACACGCAUACACAAACAAGAAGUUGAAGAAGAAGAAGAAGAAGAAGAAGAAGAAAAAGAAGAAGAAGAAGAAGAAGGAGAAUAGGUAAAGAGAAAAAAAAAGACAAAGUAACGUGACUUCUUUCGUCUACGGGCAAUCUGACGAGUGGUCUUCAGAGAGACACAGACUUACUAAGCGGCUCUUCUGAACUACUACUACUACUACUACUACUAUUACUACUAUUACUUUCACACUCGAGACUCGAUCUUGAAAACUUCAAGUACCAUUCUCAAUACGGAUAGUUCAAAUCUAUCUGGCCUGCUACCUGCUGGGUGGGUGCUGGUAUUACUGAAUCAAAAGGAUCAACGCCGCUUAUAACGACAUUUCAAGAUGACUAUAGAAGCUUCCUCAAUGAUAGUAGACUAUCUGGUCUUUAUUGCAUUCAUCGUGAUAUCCUUUGUCCUACCAUUGUGGGGAAAAUUUCGACGAAAAACCAAAGAAACCAAGGCUGAUUAUGUCUUCGCAACCGGACACGUCUCCAUGGGGGCUAUGAUGUUAUCCAUUGCUAGAGGAACUUUAGGUGUCAGAAGUUUCUUAGGUUAUCCUUCUGAAUUAUAUUACAAAGGCAAUGCUAUGUGGGAAACUUUGUAUGGUAUGCUUUUAGCAUAUCCAAUCGUUUGUUAUAUUUUCGUACCGGUUUACUAUGAUCUUGGUAUUACAUCGGUUUAUCAAUACUUGGACAUGAGGUUCAAAUCUAAACUGGUCAGAUACAUUGCAAGUUUUUCUUACGUUAUAAGAAGCUUGUUAAAUUUAUCUGUGACAGUUUUCACUCCCUGUGUUGCAUUAAAAGCGGUCAUUGGUUUACCAUAUUGGGCAAGCAUAAUCGGUAUCGUCACGAUAUCGGUUAUUUUCACGUUAAUGGGAGGUUUAAAGGCUGCCAUUUUGUCGGACGUUAUUCAAGGAUUAAUGAUGAUCGGUAUAUCGAUCGUUUUAAUCGUUCAAGGUACCAUUGAUGUUGGCGGUGUUAAACAGGUGGUCAACGUUACCGUAGAACGUGGUCGUUGGGAAUUUUACAAUUUCGACAUGGACCCAACGAUACGCGUGACAACUGUAUCAGCAGUGCUUGGUCAGCUGUUUAUGAGCCUAUCAAUUCUCGGAUGUCAACAGAAUUUUGUUCAGAGAUACUGCAGUAUGAAAAGCAAGAAUGAAGUUGUAAAAACUAUGAUGGCAAACGUACCGACCAUUGCCAUACUAUUCUCCUUAUCCUGGGUAGUGGGAAUGGUUAUCUUCGCCAACUACGCCGAUUGCGAUCCACUGAGCAUGGGUUACAUCUCGAAAUUCGACGAGAUAGUACCGUUCUUCGUUCAAGACAAAUUCCUCAGCAUGCCAGGUCUAUUGGGUCUUGUAAUGGCGACUUUGUUCAACAGUGCGCUAACAUUAGCCGUAUCCAACCUAAAUUCUCUAGCAACGGUGACGUUCGAGGACUUUCUAAGUCAAAUUCCAUCAUUGAGUAAUCUCAAGGAUACCAUGCAAUUACGAACGAUCAAGAUAUUAUCCGUGUUCUACGGUUUAAUAAUAAUCGGUUUAAGUUUCGUCGUUGCCACGUUGUCCGGUGUGAUAGAAUCAUCAAUGUUAAUGACCUCAGCAACUUCCGGACCACUUUUAGGUGUAUUCAUAUUGGCAAUGCUCGUGCCGUGUGCCAAUUGGAAGGGUGCAUCCGCGGGAAUGAUUUUCAGUCAUUUCAUGACACUGUGGUUGACAUUCGGACAUUUAACUGUUGAAACUAAAGACGAUGUGUUACCGUUGUCAACUGAUGGCUGCCAAAACGACACUUUUUCAUCUUGGAUCACGAAACCGAGCAACAUGUUAAAUCCCGUAUGGAACGUCUCGACCAUUGUCAACAAUUGGGAUGAUAAAACAUCGACUCUGCUAAAUCCAGAGCCCCCUGAGAAUACACUAACAUUUAUCUACGCUAUUACUUACAUGUAUUACGCCUUGAUAGGCAGUUUAUCGACGAUUCUAGUUGGAAUAAUAGUCAGUUUACUAACGACUAAUACCAAGGAGGAUGCUUACGAGUUACACUUGUUACAUCCGCUAGCCUACAAAUUGUCCACACUAUUCCCAGGCAAAAAAAGACUUUACGCAAGUAGCACGCGUCUCGACAAUGGUAACAAUCCAAUAAACGCAACUACAUCCUCCUCCGUAACCUCGAUUUCUACUGGAAAUGAGAAGACCAAUACGAAUCAAGGUACUCUACAAAAUAACGGUAAAAAUCAUUUCGAUAAUGGUUACAUUCAAAAAUUAAACGCAUUGAAGGGUGUCACGUUGGAAGUUACCAAUGAAAUCUCCAAAGGUACGAGAUUAUGA
Molecule: messenger RNA, 2536 nt
Organism: Polistes canadensis
Lineage: Eukaryota; Metazoa; Arthropoda; Insecta; Hymenoptera; Vespidae
Product: sodium-coupled monocarboxylate transporter 2
Exons: 6
Coding region: 560-2536 (658 amino acids)
Biological process (GO): transmembrane transport; sodium ion transport
Cellular component (GO): membrane
Molecular function (GO): symporter activity
Source: RefSeq, a predicted model, not a curated record